Bombyx mori (domestic silkworm) is the source of this 5426-nucleotide messenger RNA. RefSeq names its product gamma-tubulin complex component 2. Gene Ontology annotation, molecular function: microtubule minus-end binding; gamma-tubulin binding. NCBI's taxonomy places the organism in Eukaryota, Metazoa, Arthropoda, Insecta, Lepidoptera, Bombycidae. Gene Ontology annotation, cellular component: spindle pole; equatorial microtubule organizing center; centrosome. The transcript is spliced from 16 exons. Bases 87 to 2660 code for a protein of 857 amino acids. The record is from RefSeq and is a predicted model, not a curated record. Gene Ontology annotation, biological process: spindle assembly; microtubule nucleation; meiotic cell cycle.
GAAUUUACUAAUGUCAAACCAUUGAAUUGUCAAACGGUGCAAUGCAAAAUGUACAUAACGCGAAUUUGAAAAUAAUAUAUGUUUAGAUGUAUCAAAACUGGAUAAUACCAAAAAUAAAUAUGCAGAGUACUAUCAAAGAGCUCCUAGAUGCAUUAGGAUGCAACUUGGAAGCCGACUCCGUUUUUGAUUGCAUUCAGAAUGAUCCCAACUAUGGAAACUGUAACCUGUCCUCAAAACAGGUUAAUGAAUAUGCACAACGUUUGGCACUGAAGGCAUCGAAUGCGAAGGCUUUUUUGAAAAAGUAUGAAGAACUCAAAAACAGAAAUACCGACAAUCUGUCUGAUGUAAUAGUGCUAUUUUACAAAUUAGUUUGUGAUGAAAGAAAGGCUAAAAUACCAAAACCAAAAGUUGCACCAAAACCUAUUUUGGGUGACAACAAACAUCAAAUCACAAAAGAAGAUUUGCCGCAGAUAAAGGACAAAUUAUUGAAAGCUGUGGAUGAGAGUAAGAAACUUGUGAUGAAGUCCUUUGAAGAGAAGGAGUCCAGACUCCAACCAACCUGGUACAGCAGCUUGGAUUUACCCAACUGGCAAAAAGACCAUCCUGCCAUGUCAUGGGACUUCCCAAAAGACCCUGUGCCUAUAAUUUCAUCAUUAGCUGGUAUACCCAUUGCGUCUCAAGAAAAUAUCCUUAUAGAUGAGCUGUUAUACAUUUUCUAUGGUGUACCUGGAAAUUACAUAGUACACCAGCCAGUAAAAGAUACGUAUGAUGCACGUACUUUCCUCAUAUCAGAAGAUGUAGAUGACGCAUUAAAACAGAUUGUACAACAAAUGUUACCAUUGGCCUCUAAUUAUUCCAUAGUCAGGAGAUUUAUAGAACACUGCAAUAUGUGGUCUGGUCAAGUUUUACAUGCACUUGUCGCUGCAAUUGAAAUUUUACUGAAGGAUUACUAUACUAUGAUCGCGCAACUGGAGACGGAACAUAUGACGGGAAGUUUGUCAUUACAGAAAUUAUGGUAUUUUGUGCUACCCACAAUGCACACUAUGCAAGUUCUUGCCGCUAUAGUUACGAAAAUUGGAAAAAGUGAGCUCCGUGGUGGAGCAGUUCUGACAGUACUGCAUGACAAAACCAACACAUUAAUGGGCGACGCACGUGCACAGGAGAUAUCAUUGUUCUUAACAGAACGCGCUUGCCGGCCCUACCUCAACGUCCUGGAUCAGUGGAUACAUAAAGGAACCAUUGUCGAUCCAUUUCAGGAGUUUAUGAUAGAAGAUAACGAGCUAAUUAAUAAAGAAGAGCUGCCUGUAGAUUAUUCUGCUGAUUAUUGGGAGAAGAGAUAUUGUAUACAAAGCGACAGAGUACCGAAAUUUCUCGAUAAGUUCACUGACAUUAUUCUUCGAACUGGAAAAUAUUUGAACGUUAUCAGUCAGUGUGGAAAAUCAAUAAGCAAGACGAACACAGACGAAAUAAAAUACUCACUAAGAGAACAAAACUACGGUGCUAUAAUACAGAAGGCUUACGCUUUCGCAAGUAAAUCAUUGCUGGAGCUACUACUCAAAGAAUACGAUCUGAUGGGUCGAUUGAAGUCUGUCAAAAACUACUUCCUAAUGAGCCAGGGCGAUUUCAUUGUGCAAUUUAUGGAUGCGACCGAUCAGGAGUUAUCGAAGAAGAUAGACGACAUUAUACCCUCCAAGUUGGAGUCACUUCUUGGACUUUGUCUUAGGCUCUCCGCUGCCAGUCAUGAUCCAUAUAAUGAAGACAUGAGAGUUGAACUCCUUCCGUACGAUCUGCAGUUCCAAAUGUUCAAAAUCCUAUCCAUAGAAACAGAAGAGGAGGAAGAAUACAAACACAACAAAGAUUGUCCUCCGUUGACUGGCAUAGAGACAUUCUCGUUCGGCAUGGAGGUGAAGUGGCCGGUGUCCUUAGUGCUCAACCACAAGGCCAUCGCUUGCUAUCAGAUGAUAUUCAGACAUCUCUUCUAUUGUAAGCACGUCGAGAGACUACUUUGCAAGGUGUGGCUGUACAACAAGGUGGUGAAGCGGUUCUCGGAGGCCCGCCUGUACGCGGACGCGUUCGCUCUGCGCCAGCGGAUGCUGAGCUGCAUCCAGCACCUGCAGUACUACAUGUGCGUCGAGGUCAUCGAACCCUCCUGGUGCCAGCUCAUACAAAGUCUAGAUAAGGUGCACAACGUUGAUGAAGUGUUGGAGAGGCACAAUGACUUCCUCGAAUCCUGCCUCGGGGACUGCAUGCUCACUAAUCCUCAACUGUUGAAGGCUGUCACCACGCUCUGUCUCGUUUGCGUCCAGUUCUGCAGUUUCAUACAGGAGAUGCACAAGUACUUCGUGGACGCAGAGCUAAACAGUAUGCUUGGAUCGACAUAUGACAAUACAGAAUAUAGUGAGGAGGCAGGUUGCGGGACCACUACGAGCAGCUCGGCGGACUCAUUCUCUCGUUCUGUGUCGCGGUACGGGCUUCGAUUCACGGCGGCACUUCUCUCCGUGCUCGCUAUAAUCGAUCGUAAUGCACGCGACAACAACACGAACAAACUCCUCAACAUAUCCGCCAGAUUGAAUUUCAACACUUAUUACGCGAAGCAACUUGAAAAGUUUUGCUCUGAUGACAAACUUCUGGACUGUGAGAAGAAAACGCCGUCCUCCUAGCGCGGGCUUGCGCGUAAGCGCGCUAACCUCGUCACGUCAGUGUGAAACUCAAAUUCUCGUACUAAAACUACAUACAUAUUACUCAAGCGUACCACAAUGGUGCUAAAAAUACUAAACAUUUUGCAUCACAAUGGAGUAUUCUACAUAACAUUAAGGUAUUGUUCAACACAAUUGAUAUUUAAAGAUAUGAGAGUCGGUUUAGAAUAGAAAUUCGUUGCGUCAAUCACUUCGUUGAACUCUGAUUAAUGAAAUUAUUAAUGUCACUAUCGGAUAGUAUUUAAAUACUAGCAUAGUAUGCUAUAGAUACGUCACAAGUUAAUAUUAGUAAUGUCAAGUACAAAAUAACAAGUUUGAAACUAGUAUUAUAGUAAUAGUGCACCGAACUAAAUUAGCUGUAGUUGAAUAAAUGAAUCGCGAUCGAGAUGUUAGUUUUAGAUAGCGGAUUUUUUUAAAUAUCUAGACAAAAUCAAUGGUUUUAAAAUAGUUUAGUACAAGACAGUCGGUAGUUUUAGUGUAGUAAUUCUGCAAUGCCGGGCUUGGGCGGGUCCAAUCUCUCUUAACAGAAUAUCCAUAAAAUAUAAAAGUAAAUUUUUAUCGUUUUUUUUUAUAAUAAUUUUAUAGUAGCUUUACAUUGGAUAGAGUCGUUCGACUAAAAUCGAAUUUCGAGAAUGAAUUGGACUUUCUCAAUUAAUUCAAUAGGUUUGCCAUUUAAAUAUUGAUGUUAAAUUCAACAAUGAAGAGUCCUAUAUAACUCAAGUAUCUAGUUUUAAAUUUUUAAAUUUAAUUAAAGCGUAACGAUGAGUCUCUCGUUCCUUGCCAUAAAAUAGUUGAAGCUUAGCCAUGACUUUCGUUAGUAAAUAAGAUUAUUGGUAAAAAUAAAUUGUGUGUACUGUGAACAAAUUCCUCUGAUAUUAUCUUCGAAUGUUAACAUUUAUUGAACUAUACAGCUGUAAAUCGAUUUAUGUACUCGCGUGUUUGAGUUUGUCUCGUGUUCUGUAUAACACCGUAGAUACUGCGAAUUCCAUGACAAAUUAUAUCCAUUCCAAGUAGAUAGUAAAGGUUUGUUAGCUCGGGCUGUGGAAUGUUUGUGUAAUGUUUUAAAUUAUGAUGUUUUCGGGUGUAUUAGAACGUGUUUACUGUGUUAGCUAUUACAUAAUAAUUAGGUAUAUUGGUUAGUGAAUUUGGCGAAAGCAACGUAUGAUGUAUACAUGGCCUAACCAUUAUUAAAAUUCAAACUUCCGAUAUAAAGUUACUAAGGUACUGCUAUACAUAAUUAUUUUCAUGCCGUUGCAUUUGUCAUGUAACACAAUUUGAAAGUAAAAAAAAAUGUGUGCGUGUACUAGUGUACACACGUAAGAAGUGAAACAUUAAUGCUAUCCCUACUCCGUUGGAGAAAGUGAAAGUACUCUUCGUCUGAACCAACCGUGGUAGGGGCAAGAAAAAGAUGGCGCGUAACGGAAAAAUGUGACGCGUAACCGAAAAACGUGACGGUAAAUUUUUUUCCAACGCCGAUAAGGAAGUUUCACUUCAAAAAUAAAUAAAACAACCAUUACAUACUAAAAGUAUUUUUGUCAUUUUAUACUUCAUAAUAUUGUUAUGUCUUUUUCAAAUAUAUUGUAUUUACGUUUUUCCGGUAAAUUCGUAAAUAAAUAUGAUCUGUGCGUUCUUUACAGUUACUGAAUCAAUUCUGUGUGCUUAGUGCGAGUUUUUUAACGUUGUCGAUAGCGUAAAAGUUAACCCAAUUUUGUAUGCAAUUAGAACAGCGCCCCUAGCGGCAAACGUAGGCAAACGAUUCCAUUCCAUACAAAUAUGAGCUAACUUUUACGCUAUCGAGAACAUUAAAAAACUCGCACUAAGCACACUGAUGUAAUUUUGUGUGGCGCAUUGAGUGUUUGAGAAUGAUAAGUUUGAUCCAGUAUUCGAUGUGUUAUUUUCUCUAAAUAAUUUGACAGAUAAUUUAUGGUCACUGGAAUACGUCCGAUGAGAGAUGCGAAUUAAAAUCGCCUAUAAUCGAAAUUUACUUGUCAUUUGAUUGAAUCAACAAAUUAUGCCUUUCCUUUUCCCUACCUAUUUGCUGGUAGCCUAAGAGGCUAUUCGAGUUUCUCGCGGCGGGGAAUUAUGCCAUACGUAACGUAACGUAUCAACACCAUUUCUUAAUUAUCGACAAUUAAAAUGUCACUUUACCCACUAUGAACCAUUCGUGGUCCUCUGAAAAUCGGUUUAAUAAAUUUAUCAUUACAUAAAAAAUUAUUAUUCAAAAUUGUUUUCAUUAUAAAUCGCACGCCUACACUCGCUACCUACGUCAUAUAUCAUUAUUGAAAAAAUAAGUUGUGGUAACUUUGUCCUACAAACUUACCUACACCGUACCAUUUGCACUAUACUGUCUUAUAAAUAUUUUUGGUAAUCAAAAUCUGGUGAUGUAUUCUUAUUUAAUAUAAAUUAUUUGAACUGUGAAAUAUUAAAAGUUUUAUCUCAGAAAUGUGUUGAUUGUUUUGUCGAAAAAUGCCAAUAACCGUGUGCCAUUGUUUGUUACAUUGUUAUACGAGAUUAAUUUGAAUGUACUUCAAUUUUAACUUCCAUGAUUGUUUUACCAAUAUUAUGAACUUUGUUGAGGUUUCUAUGUUGAUUUAGUAAUACCAAACUGCUUCAGUUGUUCUGCCUUUUCUCUAAGUUCGUUAAUGUCAUUUGACGUUAAACACAUGACAAUUUAAAUCUCGAUCUGUGUAAAUAUUAUCAUUAAUAUUUUUAAAUAAAAUAUACAUACUA